Messenger RNA from Lotus japonicus, 1626 nucleotides. RefSeq names its product 26S proteasome non-ATPase regulatory subunit 11 homolog. Gene Ontology annotation, cellular component: proteasome regulatory particle, lid subcomplex. Bases 145 to 1413 code for a protein of 422 amino acids. The record is from RefSeq and is a predicted model, not a curated record. The transcript is spliced from 2 exons. NCBI's taxonomy places the organism in Eukaryota, Viridiplantae, Streptophyta, Magnoliopsida, Fabales, Fabaceae. Gene Ontology annotation, molecular function: structural molecule activity; protein binding. Gene Ontology annotation, biological process: ubiquitin-dependent protein catabolic process.
CUAGAACUAGAAGGAGUGUGAGAGUGUCAUUCCUGGAUCGUCCUUUGCUCUCUCUGUGUUAGGGUUUGCUCCGUUCAUCGAAAUUCAGUUCCUCCAUAGCUUCUUUCUUUCGCUUCCGCAAAGGAUUUUCUCUGAGCAGGAGCCAUGUCUUCAUCUUAUCUUCCUGCCACAACAGAAUCAGUUGCUUUGGCAUUGGAGGCCAAAGACCCAUCUGAGGGCAUUUCCAUUCUUUACCGUGUGCUUGAAGAUCCUUCUUCUUCACCCGAAGCCUUGCGUAUGAAAGAGCAAGCCAUCACAAACCUCACUGAUCUUCUCAGGCAAGAGAAUAGGGGAGAGGAUCUGCGCAGCCUUCUCACUCAAUUGAGGCCCUUUUUCUCCUUGAUUCCUAAGGCCAAAACUGCAAAGAUUGUUAGGGGAAUAAUUGACUCUGUUGCUAAAAUACCAGGGUCAUCUGAUCUACAAAUUGCACUCUGCAAAGAAAUGGUGCAGUGGACCCGUGCUGAAAAGCGUACCUUUUUGAGGCAGCGAGUUGAGGCAAGGCUUGCAGCACUUCUGAUGGAAACUAAGGAGUAUUCAGAAGCUUUGACUCUUCUUUCUGGGUUGGUCAAAGAGGUUCGGAGACUAGAUGACAAGCUGCUUCUUGUAGACAUAGACUUGCUGGAAAGCAAGCUACACUUCUCAUUAAGAAACCUUCCGAAGGCAAAAGCUGCUCUCACUGCUGCAAGAACAGCUGCAAAUGCUAUUUAUGUGCCUCCAGCUCAACAAGGUGCAAUUGAUCUCCAGAGUGGAAUACUUCAUGCUGAGGAGAAGGAUUACAAAACAGCAUACAGUUAUUUCUUUGAAGCUUUUGAGUCCUUCAACGCUCUUGAAGACCCCAAGGCUGUUUUUAGCUUAAAAUACAUGUUGCUGUGUAAGAUCAUGGUGAAUCAAGCUGACGAUGUGGGCGGAAUUAUUUCAUCGAAAGCAGGCCUGCAAUAUGUUGGACCUGAUUUGGAUGCGAUGAAAGCUGUUGCUGAUGCUCAUUCCAAGCGAUCCCUCAAGUUAUUCGAAACCGCUUUGCGUGACUACAAGGCGCAGUUGGAGGAAGAUCCAAUUGUUCACAGGCACCUGCAGUCCCUUUAUGGUACCCUUAUGGAACAGAAUCUUUGCAGAUUGAUUGAGCCAUUCUCAAGGGUUGAGAUUGCACACAUUGCUGAGCUUAUUGAACUUCCCAUUGAUCAUGUGGAGAGGAAGUUGUCUCAGAUGAUUCUGGACAAGAAGUUUGCUGGAACAUUGGAUCAAGGUGCUGGAUGCCUCAUCAUAUUUGAUGAUCCCAAGACUGAUGCUAUAUAUCCUGCAACUUUGGAGACCAUUUCAAAUAUUGGGAAGGUCGUGGACAGUCUUUAUGUUAGGUCUGCCAAGAUAAUGGCAUGAGCUCUUUGGUUAUUUUACUCCAUUGCCAUUGUUGCUGUUUUUCUCAAUGACUAUAUUAGCUUAUCAUUUGUUUCCUUUCUUUUGUUAAACUCAAAUUGUGAAAUUCUCUUCUGGUGUUGUUGAAUAUCUAAAAGGUGUUGGUGGUUGCUUCCAUUGCCUAACCUCUAGUCAAAUGAAUUUGAGUAAUAUACUUAUGGUUUUAUUUCAUUAUAA